CGCAGUUUCGAGCUGCACUUUCCAGUUGAAAACAUCAUUGAGAGAUAUACAGAAAUCAUUUGUGAGCCUGCUCGUCAAUAUAAAGAAAAAGUUGAAUAUAAAAUUCGAAAGUGUAUGUGUGUGAAAUUUAUUCAGAUUCUAAUCUGCAGUGAUUUAAAGCAAAAUUUUGAAGAUCAUCUUUUACUGCAUAUUAAUUUUUUUAAAAAAGGAAUUUUCAUUCUUUAAAGAAUAAAAAGGACAAAUUUUUUGGUGAUAAUAAUUUUUUAAAAUGAGAACUCUACUUCCAUUACUAUUGUCAGCCUGGUGGGCUGAUUUAGAUCGGCCCCAUCUCUUUCUGGACCAAGAUAUGGGACAAAUAACUCGACGAUUUGACGAUUUAAUGUUUCCCGAAUGGUCCAAUAGAUUUUAUUUGCCAUCGAUUUUGGACCGAUCAACAUCUUUAGACUUUUUUGAUCGAAAUUGGGCAGACAUUUUGAGACCAAAAGAUAGUGGAUCAUCAAUUAUAACGGCCGAUAAGAACAAUUUCCAAUUAAUUCUCGAUGUUCAAAAUUUCAAACCAAAUGAAAUUAAAGUGAAGAUUGUCGAUAGAUUUGUGAUUGUUGAAGCCAAACAUGAGGAGAAGGAGGAUGACAAAAAAGUGAAUAAACUGCAUUUUGUCAAGAAAUAUUUUGUGCCCGAUCAAGUUGACAUUGAGAAUAUUAAAUCCACAUUGUCCACUGAUGGAAUUCUUAUGAUAACUGCGCCAAUUAAAAAAGUUUCUGAAGAUGAAAAGAAGGAAACAUUGAUUCCCAUUGAGGAAACUGGAAAACCUGCAAUUUUAGAGAAACCUAAAAAUCCAGAAGAGUUAACAACAACAAAAACAACCUCGGAGGAAAAAAAUGAGGAAGAAGUGACAGUGGAAACGGUCGAUGAAUCUAUUUCUGAAAAAUAAUUUAUUGACAAUUUAUAUAUAACGAUUCUUCGACGCAUUUUGAAAUAAAUUCCCCUACGCAAUUGUCUGAAAGGUUGGAUAGUUGGUUCUACUACUACAAAAGCACACGGCCUUUGUAAUGGUAAAAAAGUCAACAACGCACAAAACAUAAUUGAAGUGCUCUAAAAAAAAGAAGUAUUGAUAAAUUUCUAGAAUGUUCGAGAACUUUUUAAAUAAAUAACGUUAUAACUUU
Leptopilina boulardi is the source of this 1163-nucleotide messenger RNA. RefSeq names its product protein lethal(2)essential for life-like. Gene Ontology annotation, molecular function: protein folding chaperone. Gene Ontology annotation, biological process: response to heat; protein refolding. The record is from RefSeq and is a predicted model, not a curated record. Bases 269 to 931 code for a protein of 220 amino acids. The transcript is spliced from 3 exons. Lineage: Eukaryota; Metazoa; Arthropoda; Insecta; Hymenoptera; Figitidae.